This is a messenger RNA of Suillus bovinus, 1001 nucleotides long. RefSeq lists its product as uncharacterized. The transcript is spliced from 15 exons. The record is from RefSeq and is a predicted model, not a curated record. NCBI's taxonomy places the organism in Eukaryota, Fungi, Basidiomycota, Agaricomycetes, Boletales, Suillaceae. Bases 1 to 840 code for a protein of 279 amino acids.
AUGGCUACCGUACUAUCCGUCUCAGACAUGACGAAGUUGCAGACGGUCAAGUACGCCAAUUUGGGCAGUCUUGCAAUCCUCGUAUUUGAUUAUUGCAUCACUUUUUCCGAAGAGGUGCGGUGGACCUGGUUCAAACCAUGGGAUGUAACUCGUGUCAUAUUCUUCAUUUCUCGAUAUUUGCCCUUCGCGGGUGUUGGAAUGACUGCAUAUGGCGAACGCACUCAGCUUCAGCAAUCUGUGUGCAUUUACUUUGGAAGGAAAUGGUAUUAUCGCUGCGGAAGCCCUGCUGAUUAUUCGAACCUGGGCAUUCUGGCAAAGGAGCACAAGAUUGCUGAUCGGUUUGUUGAUUUAUGGUGUGUUGCCGCCGCCAUUGCCGUAGAUCUCAUCCCUACGAUGUUGAUUCCAGGAGGGGAGCCUCCCACAGGAACCUGUUACUUUGAGAGCACACGCAACAGUGCAGUCGUAUACACGUUCUUGGCGAUGUUUGAAAGUGUGAUGCUGAUCCUUACUGUAUAUAAGAGAGUUCACGACUAUAACGACUUCCAGAGCGGAAUUCUGGCUCUCCAGAUAUCAUUGAGUAACGCAUUCAAGGAAGCCAUCACACUCGCCAAUGUUAUUAUAGGAGCUGCACUUCCAAGCGCCUAUAGCAAUUUAUUCGAUACGCUACAGCUGGUCAGUCACAGCGUUCUGGCAUCACGAAUUCUAUUCCACCUUCGAGAUAGCAACGAACGUGCCAUUGUUCGCGAAUCGUCCACGGUGCGAACGAUCUUGGACACUGUGAACUAUUUACAACCUUUGUCGAUGUUGAUGAGUGGGACGGGUACUACCAGUGAAGUUUGAGGGAAUGCAGGUGUAUGCAGAACCGUCGUCGGCCUCUAAGAUUCUGCUCUUGUCUAGUGUACAACUCAAUUGUGGUAUAUUGAUAUUAUAGGCAAUUGAUGCUGUGAGACCUGGGGCAUAUGCAUCUGAACAAACCAGCGCAUCAGCUCGUGCCCCCUUUU